Molecule: messenger RNA, 1551 nt
Organism: Epithele typhae
Lineage: Eukaryota; Fungi; Basidiomycota; Agaricomycetes; Polyporales; Epitheliaceae
Exons: 7
Coding region: 1-1551 (516 amino acids)
Source: RefSeq, a predicted model, not a curated record
AUGCCCCGCGCUAGCCACUCUGCCAAAGAGGCGGCAACCACGGUCGCGGCCGUCGCACAAGAAGAAGAGAUCCUCGUCUGCUUUGGAGACCUUACCAUGGAUGACGAGGAUGGUGGGAUCAACGCUGAGGACAAGAAGGUGAAGAACCCGUCGAAGGACAUCCGGGGCGACCUCCAGAACAUCAUCGAAAACGAGCUUGACUUCUCAGGCUCGUUCUCCUUCCAUAAAUCGUGGGCAGAGCGGGAGUUUCCCAACCCACUCCUAUCCAUAAACGGUUUCGGGAGCGUCGGGCUACCCCUCGGCGUACGGGACGCCCUCGCAAUCAAGGAGCAUGCUGCGCAAGCCCCGUUCGGCAAGGCCGACAAGACCAUUGUGGACAAGACGGUGCGGGACACAUGGGAGAUAGACGGGUCCAAGAUCCACUUUCGCAGUGCAGCCUGGAAGCCGUUCAUGGACACACUAGUUCGUAACAUAUGUGAGACCCUGGGAGUCAACUUUCAUGCGAGUAGACCUCGAUGCGAACUGUACAAGCUGUUGUUGUACGAAAAGGGCUCUCACGUUCUCCCAGGGCUGGAAGGACUCGAGUUGGCUCCAUCGCAACUGGAAGGGUUCCUAUUGCAACUGGGUCCUCGCAAGGUGGAUCGUGACGCGCCUGCUCAAGAAGUGGUCCAGCACCUAGAGCUCGUGUCAACAGAGCACCCUCACUACUCGUCCUACCUUUCGACACAGUCGACCAAAGCCUUCCUCGUCGCCCUCGAAUUCUGCCUCACACACACUUACCCCGACGCCGGAGCCCACAUAAUCCAGCGCCUCACCCAACCCACACCGACGACGAAACUUACCGAAAACUACGUCGAACGCACUCUGGCGCCGUUGAUUCCCGAAGUUCACGAGCUUCUCUGCAAAUACAAGCUGUCGCCCUCCGCACCCCCGUACGCCGCGCUCUUCCGCGCCUCCGCGCUCCAUUAUGCACAAACCGUGCUCGGCCCUCGUCCACGCGACCCUGCACCACAGAUUGCCGCGCUCGCGCGCUGGACGUGUACAUGUGCGCACUGUAGCACCGUGCGACGUUUCCUUGCGUCGCAGAACGCAAACCAAAGCUCAAUGCGGUUGGAGCGCAUCGGCGCACCGAACUCAUCUUUUGGACAGGUGAGCAAAGGGCCGCUGUUGGUUCAGCACGAGGAGUGGAAGGCGAAGCAACAGCAAGGCACGAGGAUCCUGGCCCAGAUCAGCGCCGAAUCGACGCAAUUGAAAGCUACUCUCGGAGAGGACUACCUCAGGAUCACCACCCUCAUGCGGGGCGACCCUGCUCCUGCAAGCACGCCCACGUCUGGGCCGUCGAAGUCUAUGGACUCGAACACGAAUACCACUAGGACACCGGCCCUCGGUGUGCAGAAGCCAGUGCCGACCAACGGACCACGAGCGCAGCCUGCGGCAGCCUCCGCGGCAAGCAGUAAGGCAUCUUUAGUUCGGAAGGCGCCGCCGACCGGUGAUACCGCUCCUCCCGCGAAGCGAAGCAAGGCGUCUCACUGUGCGCCCGCAGGAGGGUGA